AUGAGGAUUGUCCUUCUUUUAGUACUUUGUGGCUUUUCUGUCCAUUGCUGGAGUUGCGGAGAAGGAAAGUUCACAGAGGGACUUGCUUGGAUUAUUGCAGCACCAGCGGACCGUCAAAGUAUCAACAAAUGCUGUGUAACUCAUGACCAAAACUAUCAAAACUUUUGCAAUGGCAUCGGCUCUAUUUCUCUCGAAACCGCGGAUUUCUUGUUUCAAAGAUGUUUAGAAAAUACUAACAACAGGUGGGUUCGUUUUGUUGUAAAACCUCUUUAUACUGCAGCCGUUGGUAUCAACUCCUGGUGGAAGAAAAUCAUCAAAAAUCCAUGCUGA
Molecule: messenger RNA, 330 nt
Organism: Caenorhabditis remanei
Lineage: Eukaryota; Metazoa; Nematoda; Chromadorea; Rhabditida; Rhabditidae
Exons: 3
Coding region: 1-330 (109 amino acids)
Source: RefSeq, a predicted model, not a curated record